ACAAGCCUCACGAACAGACCCACCGUUGGAACCCUAGUGGACCUUUAACCUAGUUUAGAGUAGAGUGCGAUAAUUGAAAGUAGAAGUCCGAAAUGAUCGAAUCUUGCACGAAGAGGCGAAUGUUGUUGGGCAUUACAUUUUUAGGAGGAUUAACAGUUUUAGCGCUAAUUAUUGAGAGCCAUUGGACGAACAGCUCGAGCAAGGUGUACGUCGAUAAUUACGAGAACAAUUCCUCCUGCGUCUCCGGCGAGGAGUACGAGGUGAUAUCCGAAUGCCAUCCGUGCACGGCGUUUGAAAUUGCCAGCGAGAGCAUCGGCGUCUGCGUCCACGCGAGGUAUAAGGAAGUGGUGAAAUGCAAGAGCGGUGAAACGAUAACGAGAAGCUGUGACAGAGUGGCUUGGCUGGAGGAAAGGGCAUUCUGGAAGUUCGAGGGUUUCAUGUUCGCCACGGCGAUCAUCUCCUGCAUCGUCGUAUAUUGGCGGGAGAACAUAUUGAGACAGAGGAUAAUCCGAAAAGUAGCGAGACAACUGCGAAUUAGCGUGUGAGUGCUGUGUGCGAGUUGAGAAA
Molecule: messenger RNA, 567 nt
Organism: Wasmannia auropunctata (little fire ant)
Lineage: Eukaryota; Metazoa; Arthropoda; Insecta; Hymenoptera; Formicidae
Gene: JTBR
Product: protein JTB
Exons: 3
Coding region: 93-545 (150 amino acids)
Biological process (GO): mitotic cytokinesis
Cellular component (GO): membrane; spindle; centrosome
Source: RefSeq, a predicted model, not a curated record